AUGAUUCCAAUCAAUAAUCAACAAACCGCCGAUAACUCGAACAACCCACAAUCAAAACUAACAAACGUCAAGAAUCAGAAGAAACGAGAUGGAAGUGGAAUUCUUAAAAGAAAUAAGGUUGAGAAUGAAGAUCAAGAUGAGUUAAUCCCAACAGUCAAGAAGAUCAAAAAAGAAGAUUUUGGAGUAGAAAACUCGACAUCAGUAGGGAUGAGUGGAGGCAGGAAAUGGAUGUUAAGAACAGAUCUCCAAUCACGCGGCAUCCCAAAAUCUUCCGUAUUGUCUCCAAACUAUUCCUCCUCGACAUUAUUUUCUCCAUUACCAACUAUAGAUUCUCAUUCAUCAACAGAUUCUGUUGAGAUGGCACUGGAAUAUCUCAGCACACCGAUCAGCGAUGAAGACGAUAUGAAUGCCGAAGGAAUUGUAAGAGAGAUAAGAGAUUGUAAGAGAGAUAAGAGAGGAAAAUCUUCCAACGCUGUAACAUAA
Messenger RNA from Caenorhabditis remanei, 483 nucleotides. RefSeq lists its product as uncharacterized. The coding region runs from base 1 to 483 and encodes 160 amino acids. The transcript has 3 exons. NCBI's taxonomy places the organism in Eukaryota, Metazoa, Nematoda, Chromadorea, Rhabditida, Rhabditidae. The record is from RefSeq and is a predicted model, not a curated record.